CUACUGGAACACAAGUAUCGAUCAGUAUGGCCGUCAAGCGCUAUACCUUUGCUGGAAACCUAAUUGAAUUUCCCUUUAUGAAGCUUUACGCGUCUUGGAAACAUUUCACUGUUUCAGAAUCGCUACCCUGAGCAAACUGUAUUGUGUCUCAAUCCAGUCUGAUCAUACCAGGUAUGCUGCUGAACGCGUGAGUGGGCUGCUAAGUCUCUGAGCGUUGGUGAACCUCCACGAGGAAACAUAGUACUGGCUGGCGGAGUGUGGUGCAUGUUCAGCAACAUGACAUUCGCUGGUUUUCUCCUGAUCUGGCUAGUCGUGGCUGGGUGCACACGCACGUCUCUGGGCGUGCAAGUGACGUGUCCCAGAAUUUCUACGCAGAGCGGAGGCAGCAGUCCCGUGACACCGGGACAAAGAGUGGUGUUUCACUGCGCCUCGCCACGUCUGCCCGACAGGAGUCCCUACCUGACGUGCCAGAGCAACGGACGAUACGAUGCACCCUCUCCUGUAUGCUUGGAUCAAUGCAACCCAGUAGAGAACAACGUUUACCUGGCUGAACACGCACCAGCAGGAACCUUGCUACUGACUCUGCCAACUGCACUAACAGCGCUUAGAUCCAUCUGGACAGUACACGAUUAUCCGUCUAAGAUUGAUGAGCUGAAGUUUAGUAUUUCAGGCUACGUGCAAUUUACAUCCAACCCCGGGCAUUUGGUGGCGGCUGUGGCGGAUGCGAGUAAAUUUCUGACACCCAACACGAUCCAAAACGUGAUGGUGUCCUACAAAGUGUGUGUCUUCAAGGUGAAUGUACUGCUACGAAAUGUACCGGACAUAAACAUCAAAAACAGGUCUGCCAUACUGCAGAUUAACGGCGGUGACGGGGGAGAUGUUAAUGUGUCAACGUUGUUCGUCACAGUAUCUCAGCCAGCGAGUGACCUGACAGUGUUCUCCGUGUGUCGUGCUUCCAACGCAAGUCUUGCUGCGGUGUUCCGCGUACGCAGGCGCCACGGCAUGGAGUUUGUUUUGACUGCGAACACGUCUGGUUUGGCAGCUGUGAUACCAUCCAGUCUGAACAUCACUCUCACUCUGUGUGCCACGGACAACGCUAACGGAAGUUCCAGCUCCCCAGGCGGUAUCGACACAUACACAGCCUGGCAUAAUGCCUAUGCUGAGAUCAAUGUCACAGUUGGGCUACGUAGAGCCACGGAAUGUAUAGUUCCAGAGGCUCCGAAGAACGGGUCAUUCAACACCAACAACACUGCCUUGAGUGUUGGAGAAUGGCUUAGUGUCACCUGUGCUGGUGGGUUCCUGCAAUCCAACAACAACACUGCAGUUUCUUGCCUGGCGAAUGGCUCAUUGAGUGCCACCGUACCAAUCUGCUUAGAUGUGAACGAAUGUCAACUUGUAUUUAACAUUUGUCAUGCAAACGCUACAUGCUACAACACAGCAGGCAGCCAUGUGUGUCAAUGCAAUGCUGGUUUUGCUGGCAAUGGAAGCUUUUGUGAAGCCACUGAAUGUAUAGUUCCAGAGGCUCCGCAGAACGGGUCAUUCAACACCAACAACACUGCCUUGAGUGUUGGAGAAUGGCUUAGUGUCACCUGUGCUAGUGGGUUCCUACAGUCCAACAACAACACUGCAGUUUUCUGCCUGGCGAAUGGCUCAUUGAGUGCCAUCGUACCAAUCUGCUUAGAUGUGAACGAAUGUCAACUUGACUUUAACAUUUGUCAUGCAAACGCUACAUGCCACAACACAGCCGGCAGCCAUGUGUGUCAAUGCAAUGCUGGUUUUUCCGGCAAUGGAAGCUUUUGUGAAGCUACUGAAUGUAUAGUUCCAGAGGCUCCGCAGAACGGGUCAUUCAACACCAACAACACUGCUUUGAGUGUUGGAGAAUGGCUGAAUGUCACCUGCGCUAGUGGGUUCCUACAGUCCAACAACAUCACUGCAGUUUCCUGCCUGGAGAAUGGAUCAUUGAGUGCAACAGUACCAAUCUGCUUAGAUGUGAACGAAUGUCAACUUGACUUUAACAUUUGUCACGCAAAUGCUACAUGCCACAACACAGCCGGCAGCCAUGUGUGUCAAUGCAAUGCGGGUUUUGCCGGCAAUGGAAGCUUUUGUGAAGUUGCUUGCCCACAGCCUACCAUCAUCAAUGGAAAGUACAGCUUCUUUCCGAUAACCAAUGGGCAAAUGGUUAAAGUUGUAUGCUUCAAGGGCUACAUUGCCACUGGCUAUACAAUGCUGUACUGCACUGGCCAUGGUACCUACAAUGCCUCAGUUCCUCAGUGUCUCAAACCCUGUUAUCCGUCAUCGGUGAGCAAUGUUUACGUGACCGAAAACUCCGCAAGAGGAGCAGUGCUAGUGAAAUUAGCAAACAGUUCUGCAUAUCCGAAGUGGGUACCUACAAUUAUAGGGUUAUACAAUGGUAUGCCGGUGACUGAUCUUGCACUUGAUUGGAACAGUAGCAAUUCCUCAAAUGAAGCCGUGAUCACCUCGGUGACAGGUGCUGGUCAAUUUCUCAGUCCUAUCAUCCCCUAUCAGGUAAUGGUGAUCUUUCCCAGUUACUGUGUCCACGAACUAGCUGUACUUUGGCGUGCUUCACCCGUGAUGACUAUGGCUGACGUACAGCCACUUACAAUGAGGUUAAGGAGCAAUGGCGCUGUGAUAAAUGUGACAACAUUUCACAUCAACGUUUCCGAGCCUGCCACAGGUGUAUCAUCGUUCAGGAUCUGCGCGGUAUCUGACGCAAGUAUCUCCGCUAUGUUCAGCCUAAGUCAGAACGACAUGUUCAGUAUUAUGCUGACUGCAAAUGCGACUGGAAUUCAUGCGCGUCUCCAAAGCAGCCGUAAUGUCAGUCUGACUAUCUGCGUGAGGGAUAAUGCAGCAGGCAGGUCUGCUUCAAUGGAUAGUUUUGAGAACUUUACCUCCUGGCACAGUGGACAGGCCAACUAUAGUGUCCUGCUUCGUCUCUACAAAGGAGCAGCUUGCAAUGAGCCAUUCUUAUCCCAGAAUUCGGCACUGAAGAACCGCCAGUUCAAGGCAGGAACGGCUGCAUACGAGGAAGAUGAUGUCAUAGUUACUAGCUGCAGAGCGGGUUAUGCGGUGGACCAGGGCGACACACAGAGAACGUGUGGAGCACAAGGAACAUGGAGUGGACAGACAUUAACCUGCAAAGAUACGGAUGAGUGCCAGCUACGCUCACAUGAUUGCGAUGCGAACGCGGCAUGCAGCAACACAGUGGGCAGCUAUAUUUGCCAGUGUAGUGCAGGAUUCUCCGGAAAUGGCACAAUUUGUAAUGCAAGACUAUGCUCUAUGCUUUCCUUAACCCGGAAUGGUCAGCUCAGACCAGAUAGCCAAGUUCCCGUUGGCCAGACAGUCACUCUGCUUUGCUUCCAGGGAUAUGCAUCGGUGGGCACCACAAGAACGAAGUGCACAUUGGACGCCCAGUACUCUGACAAACUCGGCCACUGCAUAAAGUCACCACAAGCCGAAGUGCCCGAGAAACUAACCAUCAUGGAGGGCAGCGCAGUGACGAUUCCAUGCAAUGUGUCUGGAGAUGGACUCAUUGCUGUUACCUGGCAUGACAGCCAUGACCGCACCAUCAGUCCAAGUAGAACCUAUCGAAUAAACAGAGUUCCACACACGCUGACAAUACUAUCAGUGAGUCACUGGGAUGAUCACGGCAACAUUACAUGUAUGGCUGCAAACAAGGAGAUUAUUGACCCGAACCUGGGCUCAAGCAAGGCAUCAACAUUUCUAGAUAUUCAAGUCGCUGCCUUUAUCAAGCCUAAAAUCUCGUUGAGGACAAGCACUCUGAUCGGCUCAACAUUGUCAAUACCCUGCACCAUCCAAGGACGACCACGUCCUGUUGCACGCUGGUGCCAUAUCGGGCAAGAUGGCCGGUGUAAUGCUUUGGCAGCAUCCAAGGAC
Molecule: messenger RNA, 3915 nt
Organism: Sycon ciliatum
Lineage: Eukaryota; Metazoa; Porifera; Calcarea; Leucosolenida; Sycettidae
Exons: 17
Molecular function (GO): calcium ion binding
Source: RefSeq, a predicted model, not a curated record